Messenger RNA from Ostreococcus lucimarinus CCE9901, 384 nucleotides. RefSeq lists its product with no specific name. The annotation marks the transcript as partial. NCBI's taxonomy places the organism in Eukaryota, Viridiplantae, Chlorophyta, Mamiellophyceae, Mamiellales, Bathycoccaceae. The transcript has a single exon. The record is from RefSeq and is a predicted model, not a curated record.
GUGCAGUGGGAGACUCGGUGCGAGGCGUUGGAGGCGUACGUGAAGACGCGCGGGCACUGUCGCGUGCGCGAAGACGAGGAAGACGGUCUCUAUUUCUGGCUGCUCGACCAACGCAAGGCGAAGCGGGACGGGAAGCUUUCUAAAGAGCGGGAAACAGCGCUCGAUGCGCUCGGUGUGGAGUGGGACGUGCGCUCCACCGUUCACAAAUCUUGGGAAGAUCGGUUGUCUGCGAUGCGAUCGUUUUACGAGACGCGCGGCGCGUUACCGCGAUCGAGCGAAGACGACGCGCUGUUUCAAUGGAUUCGGCAGCAACGACGGCGGUUUGAAAAGGGGGAGCUCGAGCUCGAACGUGUCGAAGCGCUCGAUGGCGUGUGUGUGGAGUGG